UCCCAUCUCUGUGAUUGAGGCCUUCACACCUGCAGCUAACGAUCCUGACAGGUAAACACACCCAUUCAUCUGAAACCACCUGGGACUCUGCCCAGGUACGCACACACACACACACACACACACACACACACACAGGGACCAAACUCUGUGCAAAGAUGUGUCCUUUUUACCGAGAAUCAUCUGAGACUGAAGUUUGUUUUCCUCCGUCUUCUCGGUCAAAAGUUUCUGCCCUUUUCCUGCUGUGAAAAACCCAGAAUCCUGACCGAGGACUCUCCGUGGUGCGCAUGCGCGGCGUUGCUACGCUCUGCUGCACAGAAACAGAAACAGAACACAGCUUCUGCAGCUCUGCUGUAAACAACCGAGAUUUUUUUUAGGAUUCUGGAGGUCCGGCACGUGCAUCGCGAUGACGUCACGCAGCUUCUCUAGGCAGCAGUGGGCGGCGGCUCACAGCGCUCUACAGCGCCUCCUUCAGGAGGAGGUCCCCAGCGAGCGCCAGUUGGGGGCGGGGCCUAAGUUGGGGGCGGGGCAUGAGUUGGGGGCGGGGCAUGAGUUGGGGGUCCUGUACCUGAAGUACCUGCAGAUCUUCCGGCGGCUGGAGGGUCUGUACGAGCAGCUGGUGCAGCCCCAGCGGCGCCGGGCGGUCCGGAUGGUUCUGGACGGGAUCACGGGCCGGCUCCUGGAGCUCCGGACCCAGAUGGUCUCGCUGCAGCUCUCCGAGUUCCACUACUUUGAUGAUCUGCUGCUGGACCUCAAGAUGACUCCGAGAGAUCUGGAGAUCCCCGUCCCUCGAUACUUCCUGAGAGAGAAGAAUCAGCUGCAGAAGAAGUUCGCCCACAUCCUGGAAGCACAGCGAGCCAAACACACAGCGAGCUGCGUGCCGCCGAUGAGUCUGGAGGAGGCGGUGCUUCUCCUGCAGGUGUCUGAGCGGGCUCGGCAGGGACGAAUCAGAGCCCAGUACAUGAAGGAGCUCGUCCAAUCAGAGAGAGGCGUCCUCAGAAACACCUGGAAACCCCCAAAACUGACCCCCCAUCAGGCCGCCGUCACGGUCCAGAAGGUGUGGAGAGGAUACCGUCAGAGGAAACAGACCGUCAGACACAGAACAGAGGAGAUGAGGUUUCUGGGAAUGAUCCCAGCGGAGCCUCCUGGUCCCGGUCCCGCCCGUCUCCGGGCCCGGCGUGCGUCACCCAGUCUGAGUCUGGUCCAGGACCAGGAGGAGGAGGAGUUCCAGAGAGGUCUGGUCCAGGACCAGGAGGAGGAGGAGUACCAGAGAGCUCGGCUCCGUGUGAAGCGGUCUCUCCUGGACGUGGAGGGAACGGAGAUCAGGGAGACGCUCCAGGAUCAGAUCCGACAGUGGUUCCUCGAGUGCAGAGGAGCUACGGGGAAGUUUCCAGAGUUUCCUGACGGAGAAGACGGAGGAUCAGCGUCUCUGUUCUCCCAAAAAACACCUGAACAGGUAGCAGCGGAGCUGGCAGCGAGAGAGGAGGAGAGACAGAGGAAGAAAGAGAGGAAGAAAGAGAGAGAGAAAGAGAAGACAGGAAAAAUGAAGAAAAAGAAGAAAAAGAAAGCAAAGACAGAGGAAGACUGGAGUCGCAGCCGUUUCCUCCCUGACGUCGUUAAAGGAGACCAAAUCUUCACCGAUGUGUGGCGUUGCCGUGACGACCGGCAGCAGCGCGUCGACCUGCAGCUGCUCCGAGAGGAGAUGAGACAGGAAGUGGAACAGGAAGUCAGGCUUCAGGUGGAUGAUCUGAUGAGGGCGGAGCUUAAAAACCUCAAACUGGUCGUGGACAAAACCAAGGAGAAGAAGACCAAGACAGGAAACAGAAAGAAAAAGAAGAAAACCAAGAAAAAGAAGAAGAGAGACCUGACAGCAGACAGGUCUCUGCAGUCUCUGUGUGAAGAGUUGAUUCUGGAAGGUUUCCUCAUCCAACCAAUGAACAUCAAGCUUUCAGACUACAUCGGUGAGUUCAGCUUCCUGGCCUCUACUCUCCGGCAGCUGAACGUUGAACCGACGCCGUCUCUCUCCGACAUCCGGCAGCUCGUCACUCUCUACGCCGUCCUGCCGCUCGGCUCCCCGGCUGUUUGGGAGAAGUUCCCGGUGAUGAACACUCUGCUUCUGGCCGGUCCGUCUGGAGUGGGGAAGAAGAUGUUGGUGCACGCCGUCUGCAGCGAGACCGGCGCGCACCUGUUCCACCUAAACCCCGCCCACCGGAGUCCUGACCACCUAAGCCCCGCCCACUUGCUGCACCGCAUCUUCAAGGUAGCAGGUGAGCUGCAGCCCUCUGUGAUCUGGAUCGAAGACGCAGAGAAAACCUUCUGCAAGAAAACUCCAAAAAGUGACAGAAAGUGUGGUCCUCAGAGGUUCAGGAAAGAUCUUCUGAAGUCUCUGAAGUCUCUGACUCGUCAGGAUCGAGUCCUGGUGAUCGGGACGACUCGCCGGCCGUUUGACGCCGACGUUAAACCGUUCUGUACCGUCUACGAGAAGAUCCUCCUGAUCCCCAAACCGGACUACUCCUCCAGACUCGCGCUGUGGAGGGCGCUGCUGCGUGCAGAGGGGGCGGAGCCAGCUGCGUCUCUGGACCUCAGCUCAUUGGCUAAGAUCACGGACGGCUUCACGGCGGGUCACAUCCUGCAGGCGGUCCGCUCGGUGCUGCGGCCCCGCCGGCUGCAGACGCUCGCCGUCCGGCCGCUGGCCGCCGCCGAGUUCAUCCAACCGCUGGCCAGGAUGGAGCCGGUGUACAGCGCCGAGGAACACGCCUUCAAGGUUUGGUUCUGCAAGACACCGCUCAGCCGCCGGAAGGCACGAGCUGCCAAAACCACCACCGAAGAAGAAGAAGGAGGGAAAGAAGGGAAGAAGAAGAAGAGCAAAGAAGACAAAAAAAAGACGAUGAAAAAGAAGAAAAACAUUUAAUAAUGAA
This is a messenger RNA of Sander lucioperca (pikeperch), 2915 nucleotides long. Its product is annotated as dynein regulatory complex protein 11-like. NCBI's taxonomy places the organism in Eukaryota, Metazoa, Chordata, Actinopteri, Perciformes, Percidae. Gene Ontology annotation, molecular function: ATP binding; ATP hydrolysis activity; protein binding. The record is from RefSeq and is a predicted model, not a curated record. The coding region runs from base 404 to 2908 and encodes 834 amino acids. The transcript is spliced from 19 exons.